Molecule: messenger RNA, 1786 nt
Organism: Gossypium raimondii (Peruvian cotton)
Lineage: Eukaryota; Viridiplantae; Streptophyta; Magnoliopsida; Malvales; Malvaceae
Product: E3 ubiquitin-protein ligase RGLG3
Exons: 12
Coding region: 191-1402 (403 amino acids)
Source: RefSeq, a predicted model, not a curated record
GAAACUAGAAAAGAAAAGCCAUGAAAAAUUUUAAAAAAUCGUCAACAAAAGCGUCUUUAUUCAUGAAUAUCGGUUUUUUAUACUCAAACAGAUUUCAAUCCAAUUGAAUCUUCAUCACUGUUUAUCUUUCUUUUCUCUCUCUUAGUCAGAAAGAUGUGUUUCUGUUAGGUACCAAUUCCUCACCUCAGGUAUGGGAAAUACAGAAUCAGGAUAUGAUGAUUCGCUUCAAACUGACUUUUGGCAUCAACCUUCUUAUGAACCUUCAUCCCUAGCAGGAAGUUCAAUGGAUCGAAACUAUCAACCCAGGCAGCAAGCCCCGUUUAUACCUGACAAUUUUAGUUCUUUGGAUCAGGUUAUUUCAGCAUUGAGAGAGGCAGGACUUGAAUCAUCCAAUUUAAUACUUGGUAUUGACUUCACUAAGAGCAAUGAGUGGACAGGGCGGUAUUCAUUCAACAGAAGAAGCCUUCAUGCUAUUGGGAACUCACCUAAUCCUUAUGAGCAAGCAAUAUCUAUAAUUGGUCGUACUUUAUCUCCUUUUGAUGAAGAUAAUUUAAUACCUUGUUUUGGUUUUGGUGAUGCAUCAACGCAUGAUAAAUACGUUUUCAGCUUUUAUCCUGAUCACCGACCUUGUCAUGGUUUUGAGGAAGCUCUUGCACGGUAUAAAGAGAUUGUUCCGCACAUAAAGUUGGCAGGUCCAACUUCAUUUGCUCCAAUUAUUAAUGCUUCUAUAGACAUCGUGGAAGGCAGUAAUGGACAGUACCAUGUUCUUGUCAUCAUUGCAGAUGGACAGGUUACAAGGAACCCUGAUGUACCGCGUGGAAGGCUUAGUCCACAAGAACAAGAAACUGUAGAUUCUAUUGUUGCUGCUAGUCAUUAUCCUCUCUCAAUUAUUUUGAUUGGAGUGGGGGAUGGACCAUGGGAUUCAAUGCAACAAUUUGAUGAUAAUAUUCCACAUCGCGCCUUUGACAACUUCCAGUUUGUCGACUUCACAAAAAUCAUGUCUGAGAACACGGAAACAUCAAAGAAAGAAGCCGCCUUUGCUCUUGCUGCUCUCAUGGAAAUUCCGUAUCAGUACAGAGCUACCCUGAGUAUUAGUUUUGAUAAUAGAGAACUAGAACGUGGACUUGCAAGACCACUUCCGCCUCCACGAGAAGUGAUCGAACAUGAUAAUUCCAUUCGAUCGAUCCCACACAUGACUAAUUAUGAAACAGUGCAGCCAACAGCCCCUGCACAACCUGUAAUAAGUUCCGCAGCAGAACCGGUUUGUGCUAUCUGCUUGGUAAACCCAAAAGACAUGGCUUUUGGAUGUGGUCACAUGACUUGCAAGGACUGUGGGGUGACAAUUUCAUCAUGUCCGAUGUGCCGGCAGCCAAUAACGACACGCCUGAGACUGUAUACCUAAUUGAGAGCGGAUUUCUGGUUCUGUUGAGUGCUGUGAAGCCUAUUCAGGACAGGACCCUUUACAAAAUCUCAGUCAUUAUACAAUAUGCAUAAAGUCCAGUUUUAUUUCUAUUAGAGAUUCUCAAAUCCAAAGGUGGCCAUGUUACUGAACUGGGCAACUUUUUUUUUUUUUUUUAGAAAGGGUUUGCAUUGGACUAUUUUGCUCCCGGAAAGUUCUUUGUGUCGUUUGAAUAAAGUAUUUGUAUUUGGAAUGUGCAUUGCAAAUUGCCAGGUGCAGAGGUUACGGGAAAAAAAAAUGGAAAAUUAUUGCAUGCACAAGUGUAGGGGUGAGCAAAAUUUGACUCAAUUCGAAAAAUUCGAUAAAAAAUUUAAAAUUUGAAUCAAA